UCCUCAUCUUCCUCUCUCUCUCUCUCUCUCUCUCUCUCUCUCUCUCUCUCUCUCUCCUCUUCAGAUUCAGAAUUCAGAUCUGCGCACGCUCUUGGAAAAAAAAGAAGCAUAAUCUGUACUGUUUCGAGUUUUCAUUUCUGAGAGGGAAGAAAGAGAAGUGAUAGUUGCAGUUGUGUGUUUGCAAUGGUGGAAGCGCAGACAUGGAAGACGAGGAGGAUGAGCAAUCCCAGGCUAGAUGCGACGGGCGGCGGCGCUACUGUAGGAGGUGCGGCGGUGGACCAUCAGGCACUUGACAUGCCGGCGACGCCGCCGGGGGAUGUAAGGAACAGCUCUUUCGGUGGGGUUGGAUGGCAGAAACUGUCGCCGAAUGUGCUGACGGCCGGGAUCAUAGCCUCGUGGUUCGCCUCGAAUAUUGGCGUCCUCUUGCUGAAUAAAUACCUUCUGGCGUACUAUGGCUAUCGAUAUCCAAUCUUCCUGACGAUGAUCCACAUGCUUUCAUGUGCUACUUACAGCUAUAUUGCAAUCGGCUUUCUGGAGAUCGUACCGCGUCAGCACAUCCUCUCCCGAAGGCAGUUCCUCAAGAUCUUCGCCCUCAGCGCCAUUUUCUGCUUCUCCGUCGUUUGCGGCAACACCUCCCUCAGGUACAUUCCCGUCUCCUUUAACCAAGCCAUCGGCGCCACCACGCCCUUCUUCACCGCUAUAUUCGCCUUUCUCAUCACUUGCAAGAAGGAGUCCGCCGAAGUCUACUUCGCGCUCUUGCCCGUCGUGUUCGGGAUCGUGUUGGCCAGCAACAGCGAGCCCUUGUUCCACCUCUUCGGCUUCCUCGUCUGUAUCAGUUCCACGGCCGGCCGCGCCUUGAAGUCAGUUGUGCAGGGUAUCUUACUGACGUCAGAAGCGGAAAAACUACAUUCCAUGAAUCUGUUGCUCUAUAUGGCGCCCAUGGCUGCUUUCAUCCUUCUCCCAUUUACCCUUUAUAUCGAAGGCAACGUAGCGAGAAUCACGGUAGACAAGGCCAAAACCGAUACUUUCAUUGUCUUCUUGCUGUUGGGGAAUGCAACGGUGGCGUAUUUAGUAAACCUGACCAAUUUUCUAGUGACGAAGCACACCAGUGCACUGACACUGCAGGUGCUAGGCAAUGCAAAGGCCGCGGUUGCGGCGGGAGUGUCAGUGUUGAUUUUCAGAAACCCGGUGACGGUGAUGGGCAUCACAGGAUUCGCCGUUACAAUAAUGGGUGUGGUGCUUUACAGCGAGGCAAAGAAGAGGUCUAAAGUUACGACUCAUUGACGAUAAAUACAACGAUCUAUUCAUUUUGAUUGCCAAAAAAAAAAAAAAACUGGUUCGGUUCUUUUAUUUUUACUUUAGCUUUUUAAUAUUUUUCUUACCUCGAAUUUAUCGCACUUUUGUCUUUGCUUUUGAUUAGAUUUUAAAGAAAGGGAAGAAUGAAAAAUUUGGGUCAAAGGAAAACGUGAUUUGGAUUGUAUAGGAUGCUUGGAAUUAUUGUGGGUGGGUUUAAGAGAACAAGAUUCUCUCUUUCACCUGUCCCCUGUCUGUAACCUAUGUUCAAUGCAAUUUGGCAAAACAGAGAACGGAUUCAGAUAUUCA
Messenger RNA from Carica papaya (papaya), 1602 nucleotides. RefSeq names its product Nucleotide-sugar transporter family protein. The record is from RefSeq and is a predicted model, not a curated record. NCBI's taxonomy places the organism in Eukaryota, Viridiplantae, Streptophyta, Magnoliopsida, Brassicales, Caricaceae.